AUGGGGAACCACUUUUCCUGCAUUCGAGGUGACUCGAAGAAGCCUUCCAAAAAGUGGGUGAGAAGGAAGCCCUACUCUACUACCACGGUGACUUCAUCGAGCACACUCAGUGAAAUUUUGAGAAGAUACAGCCUGUACACCACCCAGCACGGGAGGCAUCAUGGCUUCUGGAGAAAGAAGAAGGUAAACCCACAAGAAGCCUCUAGGGAGUCUCCAGCUCACAGGGGCAGAGAAGUUGGAGAGAGGCCGGUCAAUGUGAGGGUGGUGCAGGUGGCCCCUCUGAGGUGUGGCUCUAGUGAGUAUUCUGGAAUUACUCACCAAGAAAACAAUCUGGAUGCCAAGAAAGCUCCCUGUGAGGACGCUGUACAUGACAUCGUUAAUGAGGACGCUGUGCAUGACAUCGCUAAUGACGCUGUAUACGACAUCGCUAAUGAGGAUGCUAUACGUGACAUCGCUAAUGAGGACGCUGUGCAAAACAUCACUAACGAGGACGCUGUACGCAACAUCACUAAUGACGCUGUACAUGACAUCUCUAUUGAGGACGCUGUAUAUGACAUCGCUAAUGAGGACACUGUAUACGACCUUGCUAAUCAGGAUACUGUACAAGACAUCUGUAAAAAAGAAGAGGCUGCCAAGGAGUCAUUUAUACUGGAGAAUGAUUUGACUGUGGAGAGCAUAUCUGAUGAUGACGAUUUUGCAGGUCAAGAUAUGGAGGGCAUAAAAGAUGGAGAAGAGGGGUAUGCAAUGGAGUGUGGAGCAGGCAGCAUGAAGAAGGGAAGCAAGGAAGUGCGUGUGGUCCUGUUCCUUCCCUCACUUUCUUACGGACCCAUCAGAAAAACCAACACAUCCCGGGAGAACACGGAGCGGCUGCUCAUGGGGACGUUUAUAAGCACCCUCUGUGGACACACAACACCCUCAGCAGAGGUCCUGGGAGCAGGAACCAGGCCUCAGUGCCCUGUGGAUCUGACCCAGGGACAUCAGCACCAGGUCACUUUAAGGCGCUGA
Messenger RNA from Nomascus leucogenys (northern white-cheeked gibbon), 1005 nucleotides. RefSeq lists its product as uncharacterized. The coding region runs from base 1 to 1005 and encodes 334 amino acids. The record is from RefSeq and is a predicted model, not a curated record. The transcript has 11 exons. NCBI's taxonomy places the organism in Eukaryota, Metazoa, Chordata, Mammalia, Primates, Hylobatidae.